AUGUUUUGUGGCUUUGGAUGGAUGCCGAAUUGGGUAUACUGUUUCUGGAUCUAUGGGAAAGUAGUCAAGCGGGAUUCUUGGCUAAAUGUGAUCUUUUUGGGUUCAUCAUUGGGUUCCUUUGUUGCUAACUGGACAUGCAUGGUUUUUAAAACUAAAACAAAUAAAAUCUUUUCAGCUGCAACAGGCAAUCUGCAAUUGCUUGAACUCAAUAUGCGUUACCACCCUUGUUUUCUUCAAAGGGCUUAG
Lathyrus sativus (Indian pea) is the source of this 246-nucleotide messenger RNA. The record is from the annotation of a GenBank genome assembly. Lineage: Eukaryota; Viridiplantae; Streptophyta; Magnoliopsida; Fabales; Fabaceae.